Messenger RNA from Maylandia zebra (zebra mbuna), 2167 nucleotides. Its product is annotated as B2 bradykinin receptor. Gene Ontology annotation, biological process: smooth muscle contraction; positive regulation of cytosolic calcium ion concentration; immune response. The record is from RefSeq and is a predicted model, not a curated record. Gene Ontology annotation, cellular component: external side of plasma membrane; membrane. Gene Ontology annotation, molecular function: C-C chemokine binding; C-C chemokine receptor activity; bradykinin receptor activity. Lineage: Eukaryota; Metazoa; Chordata; Actinopteri; Cichliformes; Cichlidae.
GCAGAGACAGGCAGACUAGAGUGGGGGAGUUAACUGUUAACAGUGCAGCAGGACAUCUGAACAUAGGAAAAUGACUCUUAGACCUACAAGCAUCCCAGACUACAGCACCACUAUAUCAUAUGGAAACAAUAACAACACCAAUGAGACUCAUUGUCCAGAUCACGAACUAUGGGAGUGGCUCACUGCACACCAACCAGUGUACAUUCUGCUCAUCACCGUGCUGGGAAUUAUGCUUAACAUGUUCGUUCUGACUGUCUUCUGCUUCCACAAGAAGGCGUGCACCAUAGCUGAAAUCUAUUUGAGCAACCUGGCUGCUGCUGACCUAGUCCUGGUGUCCUGUUUGCCCUUCUGGGCCGUUAACAUGCUCAAUGAUUUUAAAUGGCCUUUUGGUCAUUUCAUGUGCAAAGUUAUCAAUGUGGGAAUUAAGAUGAAUGCCUACUGCAGCAUAUACUUUCUUGUUCUGGUUAGCAUCGAUCGCUAUGUGGCGCUGGUACAUGCGAUGUCACAUGGAAGAAUGCGUAGUCCAAAAUAUGCUAAACUAGGGUGUCUGCUGACAUGGGGUUUUGGCUUGCUUCUGAGUAUACCCGUGUUCAUCUUCAGGGAAGUGAGAUAUUUCCCUGAAUAUGGUACUGUGUGCUAUCUAAACUAUCCAAACCACAACGUACAAGUUAUCUGUGAUGGGAUAUUGAUCAUUUUUAGCUUUGUUAUUCCCAUUUCAAUUAUCUCCUUUUGCACUUUUAAUAUUAUUCAGGCUUUGAAAUUGCAAGCAAUUGAGAGGUUCAAUGCUGAAAACACAGAACGAAAGGCCACCAUUUUGGUCCUGGCAGUCCUUGUAGCCUUCCUAAUUUGCUGGGUGCCAUUCCAUGUAAUCACCAUAGUAGAUGUGCUUUUACGAGGUGGGAUACUGGAAGGCUGUCACCUUGAAAAUGCUGUGGACAUCAGCAUCCAGAUCUUCACCUACUUAGCCUUCUUGAACAGCAUUCUUAACCCGAUCCUAUACGUUAUUGUAGGAAAGAACUUCCGGAAAAAAGUCAGAGAACUCUUCCAGCAGUGGGGCCACCAGAGGAAAACCUUAUCUGACUCCACACGUUCAAACCUGUCCUCCACAUUGAAAACUUCUGUAUAAAAUGCUGUAUGCAAAUUGCUUUUUGCAAACAAAAGCACAGAAGGAUAGUGGGCAGUCAUUUAAUGAUAUUGUCUUAAACUAAAUGGUUCAAAUGAAAUCUAAAAUCAAAUGAAGUUCGUGAAAUCGCAGUGGAUGUAGCUUUGUAAUAAUCAGACUUAAUCAUACAUUGUUAAGAAACCUUUUAACGAACUCUUUCUUUAGUAUGUUAGCUGAUGCACAACGUCUCACUGUUACGUUUAGAAAAGGUGGUUGUAUUACAGAUUACUACCAAAUGCAAAACACUGUUGUUUAGCUUGAACUGGAAAAAAAUGAAGACAUAUUUUAUAUAUUGCAACAACUCACCAGUGUGUGAUAUUGUUGGAUUCAUAUAUUACAAACUGUAGUAGUCAUCAGUAUCUUGGCUGUACUGGUUCUGUGAUGUAAAUAUGUGUACUGUAAAAUAAUUUAUGUAAAUACAACUUUUUUGUUAUAAAGUUUAUUGCUGAAGAUGCAAAUGAUGCCACUAUUUGUUUCACUCAGAGCAUAACGAUGAAUAAAAUCAACAUGCGGUCUUUCGCUUUAUGAAUCUUUAUGAUGCAUUUGAAUGUUAAGUUGAACAUCCAAAGGUUCAUGUUGAAACAGCGUCUUGCUAAGUGUUUCUGGUGUUUCUGACUCAGAGUUUCCAGACUUAAACAUGUGACUCUUUCAACAAGUUUCCAGUUGUGACGCACAAACAUGCUUCUUUUUGUUGGCUGUAUAGACAUAACUUUUUCUUUUUUUUUUAUUGUAUAUCUGUCCCCCAAACCACCUUUUAAUUGCCAAGUGUUUACUCAAAAUGGGUUGUGGGCAAGGGUACACCCAUAGGUGUCCUCAAAAUGAAGGCAAAUCUUGCCAAGCAGGAUAUCAGGCUUCACCACAAUUGCUAGUGCUGAAAAUUGUUGUGGAACAAAAGGCAUGCAGAAAAAGUUACCGCAAAUUGUAGAAUGUCUGCCAGAAAACACACAGUUCAACCUCGUUUUAUGUGUUUUUGUCUGCUUUUUAAAAUGGUUUUAAUUUUGUGAU